UGUGAUGAUGUGUUCAUGUUUCCUCAGAAACGAGACGUGUCAUCAGAGGACAAAGAGAAGUUUCCUUAUGACAUUGUAAAGAUGGCGCUGCCGCCCGAGGCUCAGCUGGCUGCUGACGCUGAGGUGCUCGGCGAGCACGAUGACACUCCCACCACAGAAGACCUGGUCGAGGCGUCUGCCAAUCAGGAGCUGGAUAAGUCUCCGAGUGCAGCACUGCGCGUCCAGGAAGCCAUCCUGAAAGAACUGACCAAUGAGGAUGUACACAAGGUGACCUGCUACGACCAGGAUGUGGUGACAGAAAUGGAGGCGGAACCUAAAGAGCUGGGGGCAGAGCACCACGCCACACAAACGCUGACAUUUGCAGACAGUAUGGGGGAGGUGAAGGACGAGCAGCCGCCCGGCUGGUCGACGGCCACAACCGACAUGAAGUUUGAAUAUCUGCUGUACGGACACCGAGAGCAGCUCGCCUGCCAGGUGUGUGGGAAGACCUUCCUGGACGAGAGCAGACUCAGGUACAAAACAUCUGGUCAACAUGGUCAACACACCUGACCAACACACUAACAUACCUGACCAACACACCAACACACUUGACUAACACACCUGACUAACACACCUGACCAACACACUUGACCAACAC
Molecule: messenger RNA, 637 nt
Organism: Epinephelus moara (kelp grouper)
Lineage: Eukaryota; Metazoa; Chordata; Actinopteri; Perciformes; Serranidae
Product: zinc finger and BTB domain-containing protein 14-like
Exons: 3
Coding region: 16-549 (177 amino acids)
Source: RefSeq, a predicted model, not a curated record